Messenger RNA from Cucumis melo (muskmelon), 922 nucleotides. RefSeq lists its product as uncharacterized. The record is from RefSeq and is a predicted model, not a curated record. Bases 132 to 773 code for a protein of 213 amino acids. The transcript is spliced from 2 exons. Lineage: Eukaryota; Viridiplantae; Streptophyta; Magnoliopsida; Cucurbitales; Cucurbitaceae.
AUAAAAUGCAAGAAAAGCCAAAGAGAAGAAGAAAGAAGAAGAAAGAAGUGAUUGUAAAAAACAAAAUCCUCCACUAAAUUACAACCAAAACAAAUGAAGAUGAAAAAACUAAGUGAUUCCUUGCAACUGACAUGAAUCUCUAUACUCUCUACUCUCUUAGACCUCUCCGUCCAAAAUUCCCUUACUUAUCGCCAUUCUCCCUCUCCAACAAAUUUUCACUUGCUCUUUCCCCAUCUCCCAUGGGAGCUAAUCUCUGCACCAUUAGACGUCCGGCGACCGCCGACGCCUCCGGUGACGGAAAAUUAGGGCUCGGAUUUGCAGGCUAUGAAAUCUGCGGGUGGAGAAGGCGACAGUGGUGGAGAAGGGAGAGGAACGAAGUGAAGAGAGAGUUAGAGGCGUCGAUUGAGAAGAAGGAAACUAAAGAGUUCAUGUCUCUUGAGGAGUUGCUGUUGGCUUCUCCAGGAGCGCCGUCGGAGCGAGGGGAGGGAAAUGACGGAGAGUUUAAUGUUUCAAGACAUGGGGGAUUCAAAAGAAAAGUUCAUCCGGCGAGGAUUCUGGAGCGGUCUUCGGUUUGUGAUGAGAGAUCGGGUUUUGUUGGUGAAUCUGUUGCAAAGGAUGAGUAUUCUUCUCAUAGCGGUUUUCCGAUUUGUAGAAGAGAAAGUGGGAAGUUGAAGAAGAAAGUGAGUUUUAGGCUGCCGGAGGUGUCGGAUGUUAUUGUUAUUCCGUCGCUGGAGGAUGAUGUGACAGCCGAUGACCGGAAUGUUGUUUCCUAGUUUAGUUUAUAGUUUUGGGACACUCUAAAACUUUGUAGUUAACUUUAAAAAUGUUACUUUACAUAUAAUACAAAAACCAAAAUAUUUACCACUUUCAUUUCAAAUAUAUUGAAUUCCUGCCUUUGGAAUUCUCGAAUAUCUUCCUAUUA